GGCCUGGGUACACCUCAAAACGACAGCGUGUUGGCUCAAUAUCUCUACAAUUAGGGUUUUAUCGUCCUCGGUGUCGGUGACCAGAACCAUAACUCUCUUCCUUGUUCUCGUUCUCGUUCGGCGGCGUUAGAGGGGAAGGCAGAGGCAGUUUGAAGCGAAGGGAACUUCCACUUGCCGUUCAAAUUUUCCUCUGCUGGCAAGAAUGGUUGCGUACAGGUACCACCAGUACCAGGUCGUUGGGCGAGCUCUGCCGACGGAGAGCGAUGAGCACCCGAAGAUUUAUAGGAUGAAGCUCUGGAAUACGAAUGAGGUUCGCGCCAAGUCCAAGUUCUGGUACUUCCUGAGGAAGCUGAAGAAGGUCAAGAAAAGCAACGGGCAGAUUCUUGCUAUCAACGAGAUCUUCGAGAAGAAUCCCACAAAGAUCAACAACUAUGGCAUUUGGCUUCGCUACCAGAGCAGGACAGGUUACCACAACAUGUACAAGGAAUUCCGUGACACCACUCUGAAUGGUGCUGUGGAACAGAUGUACAGCGAGAUGGCUUCUCGCCACAGGGUCAGAUCUCCUUGCAUCCAGAUCAUCAAGACCGCAACCAUCCCCGCUAAGCUCUGCAAGAGGGAGAGCACCAAGCAGUUCCACAACUCCAAGAUCAAGUUCCCAUUGGUGUUCAAGAAGGUUCGACCACCAACCAGAAAGCUGAAGACCACAUACAAAGCAUCCAGGCCCAACUUAUUUGUCUAAGCCUCUUAGUAGGGUACUGAAAGUAGAGGGUUAAAAGAUAUCUCGUGGAAGACAUAGUUUUUGAGUUUGCUUAUGGAACUUCUUUUGUCGUUGGAGUCUAGGUACUAUAUUAUGAGAAGCUGUUUUUUUUUUUUUUUUUUUGGGUAACUGAUAUUUUAUAUAUCCAUUGGUUUGUGUAUUUUGAUAUAUGAUAUUCAUUUGCGUAAGAUCUAUAUGCAAUUAUUCAAUCCCAGCAAGAUUAUAUUCAUACUUCAUUGGCAUCAUGGCAUCGUUUUCAUUUUGGUUCAUAGUGAAUUCUUUGGUCGAUGUGAAAAUUCUUACUCUAUGCUGUAUUACAUUUCCAGCAUAGUCUGGAUUCAAAUAAUGUAUUGG
Linum tenue is the source of this 1111-nucleotide messenger RNA. NCBI's taxonomy places the organism in Eukaryota, Viridiplantae, Streptophyta, Magnoliopsida, Malpighiales, Linaceae. The record is from the annotation of a GenBank genome assembly.